Molecule: messenger RNA, 4717 nt
Organism: Nanorana parkeri
Lineage: Eukaryota; Metazoa; Chordata; Amphibia; Anura; Dicroglossidae
Gene: TRIM33
Product: tripartite motif containing 33
Exons: 20
Coding region: 211-3477 (1088 amino acids)
Molecular function (GO): zinc ion binding; protein binding
Source: RefSeq, a predicted model, not a curated record
GCGCAGUCUCAUUCCACAACGUCUUCCCUACGGGAUAUACGCACUGCGCCUGCGCUAUCUACAUGGUCCCUCACGCCGCCGUGACGUCACUCCGCCGUGGCCGUUAGGGACGAAGGAGGAAAGAGAGGGUGGCCCUCAUUGCGGCGGCGUACUGUACGUGCGCUGGUGGCGUCGCGAAGCGGUCAGUUCAGGGGUUCAAAGAGGAAAAACAUGGCGGACAACAAAGGAGGUGGCGGUGGGGAGACGGACGUUCCCGCGAGCAGUAACAACGGCAACAAUGGCAGCGGACAGGACGAGGGUAGCAGUGCAGGAACCGAGGCCCAGACCGUAGAGGAAGUAGAGAGCGGGGACAAGGCUGCCGCUUCGGCCGUUGCUGUGGCGGCUCCGGCAGAGGAGAGUCCGGCCCCCUCAUCCUCCGCGGCGUCCUCUUCCUCCGCCUCAUCGUCUACGCCGAGCGUAUCCGUGAGUCUGUUGGAUACGUGCGCUGUGUGUACGCUGAGUCUGCAGAACCGGGAAUCUGAGCCCAAACUGCUGCCGUGCUUGCACUCCUUCUGCCGCCGCUGUCUACCUGAGCCUGAGAGGCAGCUGAGUGUACCGUUACCCGGGGGCAGCAACGGAGACAUCCAGCAAGUUGGCGUAAUACGGUGUCCAGUUUGCAGACAAGAAUGCAGACAAAUAGAUCUAGUGGAAAAUUAUUUUGUGAAAGACACCUCUGAUUCCCCAAACAGCACUGAUGAAAAGUCUGAGCAGGUUUGUACAAGCUGUGAAGAUAAUGCAAGUGCUGUUGGCUUUUGUGGGGAAUGUGGAGAAUGGCUCUGUAAGACCUGUAUAGAAGCACAUCAAAGAGUUAAAUUUACUAAGGACCACAUAAUAACAAAGAAAGAAGAUGUGUCUUCAGAAUCUGUUGGGGCAUCGGGCCAGCGCCACGUUUUCUGUCCUGUCCAUAAACAGGAACAGCUCAAACUGUUCUGUGAAACAUGUGAUAGAUUGACAUGUCGAGACUGUCAGCUGCAGGAGCAUAAGGAGCACAGGUACCAGUUUUUGGAAGAGGCAUUUCAGAACCAGAAAGGUGCUAUUGAAAACCUCUUGGCAAAGCUUCUGGAGAAGAAAAAUUAUGUGCAUUUUGCUGCUACUCAGGUUCAGAACAGGAUAAAAGAAGUGAAUGAAACUAAUAAACGCGUGGAACAGGAAAUUAAAGUGGCUAUCUUCACCUUAAUAAAUGAAAUCAAUAAAAAGGGCAAAUCUCUUCUGCAACAGUUGGAGAGCGUAACAAAAGAAAGACAAAUGAAACUUUCACAACAACAAAAUGAUAUAACUGGUCUCUCCCGACAAGUCAAACAUGUUAUGAGUUUUACAAACUGGGCUAUUCAAAGUGGCAGCAGUACAGCACUACUGUACAGUAAGCGACUGAUUACUUUUCAGCUACGUCACAUCCUAAAGGCACGAUGUGAUCCAGUUCCAGCCGCAAAUGGAGCAAUAAGAUUUCAUUGUGACCCAACAUUCUGGGCAAAGAAUGUAGUUAAUUUAGGUAACCUUAUUGUUGAAAAUAAGCCAACUACUGGAUAUUCACCCAAUGUAGUGGUUGGCCAAAAUCCCCAAGGAACAAACCAUGUAAAUAAAGCCCCUGCACAAAUUAACCUAGCACAACUCCGUCUCCAGCAUAUGCAGCAGCAGGUGUAUGCUCAGAAACACCAGCAGCUUCAACAAAUGAGAAUGGUCCAGCCACCUGCACCACACCAAAGGCCAUCUGGCCCUCAAGUUAUGCAUCAGCAGCCUCCAAGGUUGAUCAGCAUGCAGACAAUGCAGAGGAAUAACAUCAAUUGCGUACCUUUUCAAGCGCAUCAGAUGAGAAUGGCACAAAAUGCUGCUCAAAAUGCUAACAGAAUGCCAGGUGUACCUCGCCACAAUGGACCUCAGUACUCAAUGAUGCAACCCCAUCUCCAAAGACAGCAACAUUCAAACCCUGGGCAUGCAGGUCCAUUUCCAGUUGUCUCGAUUCAUAAUAAUACAAUCAAUCCAACUAGCCCUACUACAGCAUCCAUGGCAAGUGCAAAUAGAGGCCCAACCAGCCCAUCUGUUACAUCAAUAGAAUUAAUUCCAUCUGUUACAAAUCCAGAGAAUCUUCCCUCUUUACCAGAUAUACCACCCAUACAGCUGGAAGAUGCUGGAUCAAACAAUUUAGACAAUAUAUUAAGUAGGUACAUUUCAAUUGGACAUUCGCUUCCACAGCCAACAAGCACUAUGAAUCCUUCACCUGGACCAUCUGCCAUGUCACCUGGUUCCACAGGUUUAUCUAAUUCACAUACACCAGUGAGGCCACCCAGUACAUCAAGCACUGGCAGUAGGGGAAGUUGUGGAUCAAGUAGUAGAACAGUUGAUAGAAAUGCUUUCAAAUCGGAUACAGUGAAGGUGAAGCAAGAGCCCGGAACAGAAGAUGAUGUGUGUAGUUUCUCAGGAACCGUUAAGCAAGAAAAGACUGAAGAUGGCAGAAGAAGUGCAUGCAUGCUGAGUAGUCCUGAGAGCAGUCUGACCCCUCCACUCACUACCACUCUGCAUCUUGAAAGUGAUUUGGAGGCUUUGGCCAAUCUAGAAAAUCAUGUAAAGACUGAACCUAACACCACAGGCCGAAGUUGUGAACAGUCAACACAUGGUACCCUUGUCAAUGGAAAGUCUCCAAUCCGUAGCUCUAUGCAUCGAUCACCGCGAGGAGGCGGCGGAGGUGAUGGUACGAACAAAGAUGAAGAUCCAAAUGAGGAUUGGUGUGCGGUGUGCCAAAAUGGAGGAGACCUCUUAUGUUGUGAGACGUGUCCAAAAGUGUUUCACUUAACGUGUCAUGUACCUACACUCCUUAGCUUUCCAAGUGGUGAGUGGAUCUGCACAUUUUGCAGAGAUCUGAACAAACCAGAGGUUGAAUAUGAUUGUGAUAAUUCACAGCACAGUAAAAAAGGGAAGACUGUACAAGGAUUAAAUCCUGUGGACCAAAUGAAAUGUGAGCGGCUUCUCCUGUAUAUCUACUGCCAUGAACUGAGUAUUGAGUUUCAAGAGCCAGUCCCUCUAACUAUACCAAACUACUAUAAAAUAAUUAAGAAGCCAAUGGACCUAUCCACAGUUAAAAAGAAGCUGCAGAAGAAACACUCCCAACACUACCAGACACCAGAAGACUUUGUAGCAGACGUCAGGCUAAUAUUUAAGAAUUGUGAAAGGUUUAAUGAAAUGAUGAAAGUUGUUCAAGUUUAUGCAGAAUCACAAGAAAUUAAUCUGCAGAAUGACUCUGAAGUGGCACAAGCAGGAAAGGCUGUUGCAUUAUACUUUGAGGACAAACUUCCAGGAAUCUACCCUGACAGGACCUUCCCACCAUUGCCAGACUUUGAACCAGAGGACGAUGAUGGGGAAAUAACUGAGGAUUCAGAUGAUGAUUUUGUACAGCCUCGGAGGAAACGCCUAAAGUCAGAUGAGAAGCCAGUGCAUAUAAAGUGAUUUUAGUGCUCUGGACUUCAUAAUUUCUGUAGAAUAUGUGGACUUUUAAGAAAAACUUAUUUAAGUGUUCCUGGAAUAUCUUCUCGCCUGCACCAGCCACCUUCAAGGAGAAGCUGGCAGCUUUUAGACAGUAUUAGACCAACUGAUGUUUGUACAGAAGAGAUGAACAUUCUUUUAAAGAAGACAGAUGGAGGAGACUUGUAGUCACUUUGUUUAGUGUUUUUUGUUUUUUCAUUUUCUUCUUCUUCUUUUUUUUUUUUUUUUUUUUUUUUUUUUUAAUUAAUUUUUAUUUGAUGCUUGAUAGACUCUGUCCCAAGGGACAGUCCAUGCGUAAUCUCAGUUAGGUUUUGUGAAAUGUCAAGGACAAUUUUUUGGUUUGGUAUUCUCACCCUCUGUUUGUGCAGAUCUCGAACUGGACUUGGUGGUUGUUGUUGCUUGUUAAUAUAUUUUCUUUCUUGAAGAUCGGACCAGUACAUGCGGUUUACUGUAACACUUUCUCCUCUCCAUCAGGCUGAUUUGUAGCUUGACUUCUUCUGGAACAGUGAAUAAAAUGGUACAGGUUUAAAUGUGCUCUUUGAAUGAUUAACCAUUAAUUUAAUGGUUAACCAUUUAAUCAUUCUCCAUUUCCAUAUUUUUUCAAUGUCUUGAGUGGUUAGCUGUGUGGGUUAUCCUUCAAGAUUCUGAUAUAUAGAUAUAUAUUUUGUGAAGGAAGCAGUUUAACUUGGGUCAUAAGAACAUUAACUUUUGCUAUGUAUAUAUGAGGAAGCUUAUAAGUGUUCAUUCAUAUUGCAUUAUUUCAGGCAACAGAUUGUCAACCUUUGCUGUUGUCUUGCAUCCAAGACAAUGAAAAAAAUAAAUUAAAAUACUGAUUAAAUAUUCUUGAUUUUUCAUAUUUUAACACCAGUUGAGUAGUAGAUGGAAGCUGUUAGUAAAUUUGAGAGAAUCAAAAUGAAUGUCUUCCUGCAUUUUUAAACUUAGUUUAACAAAUGUAUAAUUUUGUUAUGCACACUGUCUUUUAUUUGUACAUAUAGCCUGUCGCAGGACAGCAGCCUUUCCAGACUUGUUUUUUGAUGAAGUGUGUUCCUAUAGAUGGACUUUGAUGCAAAGCUUGCUACUACUGCAAAUCCUUGAAACCACUUAAUAGAGAAAUGUCUGCUGGAAGAAGCCCAAUAAAUCCAGUCAAACUUAUAAGCAAACUGCACAUAUGCCGCCUUUUCCCUGUUGAUGAUCUAGUCACCCU